CUCCGCUCAACUCUGACCCGUGACGUUCCCAUUGUACGGCAGCCGGGACGGCCACGCCAGUUAUUCACGCUGUAUUCGGAAAGUGUGUCUUUAAGUGAUUGCUUCUUGAAGAUACAGCCUAUGUAAGGACAGCAGAGAUGGCUCUGGAGCAAUUCAGUGAUGUGGUCCAGAGAUGUGAAGCACUCCCAAAUGACAGCUACACCUCAGAUGAUCAUAACGUGUUCACGAUUGCUGGGCGAACCUGCAUCGAGGAGGGAAACAGCCCGCAGGUCCUCAGUAUCGUCCUGGAUGAAAAGAACCAGAACAUAGUGAGGAGUAUGGGCUGGAAUCUGCUGCCGCCGCUGAUUCAAGUGCUGCUGAAGAAAGAGGAUAAAAACCUCCCUCAGUGCCUGUCCAUUUUUAACCAUCUGUUAGAGACCUGCAGACCUAAAGAGUUACUUAUUGGCCUAUUGGAGCAGGUGGAACAUGAUGAUCCUGACAGAAUCGCUGAGAGUCUCCACCUACUUUUGAACCCUUUACAAAAAGUGCUGCUGUGCCUGGGCAGCCGAAAGGCUUCCUCCUUGGGUAUGACUCUGUCCUCUGUGCUGGACCAGCUGGUCAAACUGCCCGUCCCCGUCACCAAGGAGCAGGAAGAGGAUGAUGUCUUUUCACUUUGUCGUUGCUGCACUGACCUGAUCCAGUUCGUCAGGCCUUUUGUUGAGGAGGCGAGACUGAAUCAGAGCAGUGGAAAUCAGUUGGAAAAGUCACAUAAAACAGCAAGUGGACAGGAUGAGGGAGCAGAGGAUGAGCUGCGGACAGACCUCCUGAAGUUCUGCAUGAAGACCCUGAGUCAGCCUUUGUUGGACGUACAGAUUAGGGAUCCAGACACGCUGCCUCUGUCUCCCCUCAGGACUUUUGCUUCGGAAAUUCUGGACAUUCUUGGCGCUGUUGGAGAGUCCCUCCCAAGUCUCCUUUUCCAUCCUCUGCUAAAGAGGAAAGAGGUUCCAGGCUUCCUGGAGGAGGAGGUCCAUUAUCCAAAAAGUUCCCUGGCCAGCUUGGCUCACCUGGUUUUUGUCCAUCAUCUGGCUGCUGAUACUUUCCCCAGUGUUUUCAGCCCUCUGUUCUGUCUACGGAGCAACAUGGAGCACAUUUCCAUUCUUCUGUCACGACCGGAGGACUCCAGACUUCAGAAAGGACUGGAGCUGUAUGAGAAGAGUAUGGUCCGGGUGGAGGAUGGCAGUCUGCCAGCUGAUCUGCUUGAGAUUAAAACCUUCCUCACUGUACCACAGGACUUAGUCAAGGUCAUGACAGUUUGCCCUAAUUAUGAUCUGAGGACUAAAGGACUGAAGGUGUUCCAGCUCAGCAUUGAUAAGUUUCACCCUGAAGCCAAGUACAGAUUCUUCCAAUACAUGCUCAGGACAAGUAAUCACUCAGGGGUAGAAGGCUACGUCAUUAAGAACAUCAAGAAUCAGAUUGAUGCUGCUCUGCAGCCAGGUAACAGUAACAUCUGGUUUGAGGGAGCUCACCUGCUGCCUCUGCUGCGUAAGGUAUUUAGUCUUCCAGAUGGCCCAGAGACGGACCUCCUGCAGAACCUGGACAGAGUCAUGGAGUCUCUGAACCUACUGCGGUACCUGAUCAUCAGAGACAAAGUAACAGAGAACCAGACAGGCAUCUGGACAGAACUGUAUAAAAUAGAAGAUACGUUCAUGAAGCCUCUGCGUGUCGGGCUGAACAUGUCCAGAGCCCACUAUGAGAGGGAGCUGCAGGGCACCAUGGAGAACAAAAAGAAGAAAACCAAAGACAAGUCAGUACUGUCUGUAUCUGUCGGUGGGGAUGAGUUGCCAAAAAUGACAUCAGAAUCUCAGAUUCAGGCUCUGCACUCGGCGCUCCACACGUUUGACAUGAUCGAGAGUGUGUUGGUGCGGAUAGAGGAACUCACCGAGGUGAAGGACGGUCUGGAACCUGCCGGAGAGCUUCACCCUGUCAAGACCUAACAAACAAGACAGGCGUGUUUUAUUUCUUUGAUAUUGUAUGUAAAUGCAUCAUUUCAAAUCAUGCAAAUGUUGUUCUAUUCUCCGUAUUUCAGAUUUGUAGUAUUCAGUAAAAUUUUCUACAAUUAAAUUGUCAGCUCUUCACUUUACCUCGUGUAUAUUCUGAUAAAGCUGUAACUGAUAACUGGAUCUUUGGUUAAAAACACGUCGGAUUUCUAACUUUUACACCCGAGAUUCAAAAGGUUUCAUACAUCUGAUUCCAUCUGCAGCUUUAUUACUACUCAAUAAUUUACCUUUCUGUACAUACAUCAGCAAAGUCUGUAAAGAUAUUAAAAUUAGGCCAAGUGAACAUCCAAUUUAUGUCAUGUCAUUAAUAACAGAUUCAUUUACUUUGUCAUUAUUAAUUUGGCCUUUUAACGAUGUAUUAGAAAACUUCUUUAACUGAGGUGAAAUGAUGAAAUGACAAUCAAUUAAAAAAAACAAUAAAUGCAAAUAUUUGAACUUA
Molecule: messenger RNA, 2475 nt
Organism: Girardinichthys multiradiatus
Lineage: Eukaryota; Metazoa; Chordata; Actinopteri; Cyprinodontiformes; Goodeidae
Gene: glmna
Product: glomulin, FKBP associated protein a
Exons: 19
Coding region: 138-1973 (611 amino acids)
Cellular component (GO): cytoplasm
Molecular function (GO): ubiquitin-protein transferase inhibitor activity
Source: RefSeq, a predicted model, not a curated record